AUGCCACCCUGCCCCGGGGGGAGCGCAGCGGGCAGACGGGCUGAGCAGGCAGGCAGGAGCCUGCGGCAGAGCUUCCAUAGCCACCACCGGCCUGCUGCUUGCCCCACGGUCAUGCUGCUCCUCCUGCACCUGCUGCCUGCCAUGCUGCCCACCGCUGCCCUGGCUGGAUGCACCGGGGCCGGUGCAGAUCGGGAGCUCAUCCUGGCCAAAGUGCGGGCUCAAGUGCUGGAGCAUCUGAGCCCCCCGCUUCUCCAAGAGGAGCCCCUGAAGGAAGCAAGGAGGGUGCACCGGAGAGACAUCCUUGAAAACACUGAAGUGAAGCCCAAGGAGCUGGAGGACACGUCCCAGGUGAUUCUCUUCCCUUCCACAGAUGUGCCCUGUGAGCCCACACAGCCAGACAAGCUGUUCGAGGAAGAAGGGAUUUUCACCUACCUCUUCCAGCCCUCAGUGCACACUCUGAGCCGCAUGGUAACCUCUGCCCAGCUCUGGUUUUACACUGGCCCCUCAGCUGCCCCCAACCACUCAAACCCUGAUGUGCUGACCCUGUCACCACAGGGUCGUGUGCCGGUGACAGCCACGGUGGUGCGGACGCCUGAGCACUGGACAGUAUUUCACUUUGCCCCAGUGUUGCUACCUCAGCUCUCUCAACCACUCUUUGUGCUACUGGUGCGCUGCCCUGGCUGCCCCUGCCUGGCCGAGGGGGACAAGAUGCCCUUCUUGGUGGCCACCACCCGGGCCAAGGGCAGUGAGAGAGCUCGUCGCUCUGCUGUGCCCUGGUCCCCCGCUGCCCUAAGCCUGCUGCAGCGCCCAUCAGAGGACCUGGCUGCCCAUACCAACUGCCGCCGGGCUUCCCUCAACAUCUCCUUUGAGGAGCUAGGCUGGGACAAGUGGAUUGUGCAUCCCAGCAGCUUUGUUUUCCACUACUGCCAUGGGAGCUGCACCGAGGGCCAUGGGCUGAGCCACCGCCUGGGUGUGCAGCUCUGCUGUGCUGCCCUGCCCGGCACCAUGCGCUCCCUGCGCGUCCGCACCACCUCGGACGGUGGGUACUCCUUCAAAUAUGAGACAGUGCCAAAUAUCCUGGCACAGGACUGCACCUGCGUUUAAGGUAUCCUGCAGCUCAGCCCUGGACUGUGAUCCUGCCCAGGAGGAGUCACUUGUCCAGGGUACACCUGGACCCAUGCCACAGGGACCAGAGGGACCUGGUGAAGGGGUUUGGGCUGUGCCACCCCUCCUCUGUAUAAACUGAAGUUUCAGGCUGCCCCAGGCACAGUCACGCUGACAGAUUUGCCCCAGAGCUGUUCCCAUCUUGGAGCAAGCUGGGACAUGGCAGGGCAGGGACAGGCACAGCCUCUGGCAGAACUGCCAAACCCAGCCUGCUGACUGCAACCACCACAGCCCCUCUUUCUUCCCACCUGCUCUCAGGGUAUAGCCUGAUUCCCACACCCCCACAAAGACUGGGGUCCUGUACCAGUCUCCUUGUGGUCCCAGGCAGGACCAGGCUGCCAUAGUGGGGAUCAGGAUGUGCCAGGGUGAGCCCAUGCUGGGAUGGUGCACUGGUAACAGAGCUGGCAGCACGUGUGGCACUGCAAGCGAGCCCUCUCCUAGCAGCAAAGCCUGUUGGAAAGCUUAAUGGGAUGAACAAAAUAAACCUGUUCCCUUUACCAAAA
This is a messenger RNA of Calypte anna (Anna's hummingbird), 1667 nucleotides long. It is a transcript of the gene INHA, whose product is annotated as inhibin subunit alpha. Gene Ontology annotation, molecular function: cytokine activity; growth factor activity. The record is from RefSeq and is a predicted model, not a curated record. Gene Ontology annotation, cellular component: extracellular region. The coding region runs from base 1 to 1104 and encodes 367 amino acids. The transcript is spliced from 2 exons. NCBI's taxonomy places the organism in Eukaryota, Metazoa, Chordata, Aves, Apodiformes, Trochilidae. Gene Ontology annotation, biological process: SMAD protein signal transduction.